This is a messenger RNA of Leishmania major strain Friedlin, 2157 nucleotides long. RefSeq lists its product as hypothetical. Bases 1 to 2157 code for a protein of 718 amino acids. NCBI's taxonomy places the organism in Eukaryota, Euglenozoa, Kinetoplastea, Trypanosomatida, Trypanosomatidae. The record is from RefSeq and is a predicted model, not a curated record. The transcript has a single exon.
AUGUCCAGCGACUUCGAGACUCUCUCGUGCAACCUGGAGAGCAGUGAACCUCGGCGGAGACACUGCCGCCGCAGCAGCAGCAGCAUCGGGUGCGACUCUGACACGCUCGAUGACCUUAUCGCCGACGACGAUGCGCAGCUGCUGCGCCGGCUCGCGGUUCGCAACUCAGCUCCCGGCGCGGGUGCUCGUCGUGCGCUCUCUAGUGACCACGCCAGUGCACACUUGGGUCGGCGUGAGUCGGCUUUGUACGGCUACCGCGCCUACGGUGUGACGGGCGGAGUCGCAGCGACUUCGCCGGCUGCGCGCGGCGGUGCCUGUGGCACGAUGCCUCUCUCCACCAAGGGCCCCAUCACCUGCUGCCACCAACCUGCCACCGUUGCGCACACCACUGUCAAGAGCACGGAUAGCCUGGACAACCUGGGCGGUGCUUUCACCGCCACGGUAGUGACCCCGCGCGCCCCAGGUGGGGGGGGCGUCUCAUGGGCAUCAGCGACAGCGGCGCCCACGACCACCGCCGCCCAUGCCUCGGCGUUCCGUGACAGGGAGGCGGCGUCGCUGGUCGAGCGCCAGGUGACAUGCCCGCCGGACACCAGCUCCCUCACCUCUGUCACGAGCGCCGCGACCAUGACUGCCUCUGCUACCACGGGUCGCACGCACGACUCAACUAACGACGAUGACAGCUCUGAAGACAAUGAAGGAGCGGAGGAGGGUCGGGCACACCUCAAAGGCGGCCACACCGUGCAGCACCGGCGGCUAGCGCACGACGCAUCGGAAGCAGCCGCAGCCUCACGUACGCCACAGCCUACCUCGCGCGCCCCGCCCCACCGCAGUGCACGGGACUUUGACGGCUUCUACAACACGGGCUUGUUGCUGGAGGAUGAUGAUGAUGACGACGACGAUGCGGCUGAGAGUGAGCUGAGUCGCCGUCCCGCUCGCGCGGUCGACAGCGCUGCCGCACCAUUUCCAUCCACGGCACUCAACGCGAGUCUUCUCUACAUGCAGGGCCCAGCUGGACAACGCGGCAGCGAUGCACCUAUCAGCUUUCGGCGCGCGCAGGCAGCCCCUGCAACGCCAGGCCCACACACCAAAGGACAUGGCAAGCGUCCCGCCUCACCGACGUCCGCCAAAAAAUCGACGGUCACCGCAGCGCGUCCUUUGUUUAUCGCCUCGCGACGCGAGGCAGCUAGCGAAGAGUUGUGUCGGUUGGCUGUGGCGCUGCCCACCAUGACGACGGUGCACUGGCUCUCGCUCGUCAUCACUCUUCUCGUGCCAGUCAACCUGCUGUGCCUUGAUGUGAUGGCGCUGGGGUGGAUACGGCGGCGCGUGGACGCGAGCUACGGCGGCACAUCUGCGUUGCCGUCAUCUGGCCUGACCACCUCACCCACUUCCUUGCGCGUAGUGAUCUGUGGUGCUGCGGGGGUCUCGACCGGCGUCGCAGAAGCUCCGUCGUCGUGCGGGAACGACUCCGGGUUCACAUUCAACAUGGGCGCCCCCACCUUCACCUCCACCUCCGGCGGCGGCGGCGGCUGUGGUAGAAGCGGGAGCAGCAGCGGCGGCAGCACUGCCGGCGCCGGCAACCCACGAAGGGUCGACGCGAAAACGUCUUCGUUCUCGUCUGCGCACACGGUGCCUGCCCUGUGCAGCGUCAUUCUGUGGCUCUUGGCCCCCAACGGACUUCUCUGCCGACUUGUUAUACACCGGCUCCGGCGACCCACUGGCGAAGCAGUUGCUGACGAUCAUGAGCCGGAGGACGAGUCUGUGGUGAACCUAUCGCCAUCGUUGGCAGCAACGGCAGCAGCACCGAGCACACCAUCCCCACUGCACCGAUCAGCGGCAUCAAGCACCGAUGAGUAUCGCCACUUAAGAGCGGAGUGGCAAGUGUGUUGCGACGUCUAUGAGCGUGUGCGUCAGCUGGCACCACACCUGGAGGUGAUCGAGCUCUUUAUCCGGUACGCGUGUUUGUGGGUCAUGCUGCACGCCCCUCCCCUGCCGUGUGCGACAGUGGCGAGCGAGUGGACGGACGCGUGGCUACUGAAGGCGCCGGCGCCUGAAGAAGAGAAGGUGAUGGCGCAGAACAGCAGUCACUGGCGCGCCUCGAGCAGCGUCACAGCCUCGGUAUCGCCGCGCCGUGCUUCGGACGCCAUCGCGGCUGCCUGA